UUUUUUCUUUACUAUAUCAUGAAAUCGAUUUCGCAAAUAUGGAGGCAGUUUAAUGCAACAAUCUCAACUAAAGCCGAACCAGAUAAUAAUACAGCCAUUUCGCCCACAGCUAAAAAUGCAAAUGAUAUUGAGGCAUCAGCGCUUAAGUCAGUUAUUAGAAAUAGGGCCAAGUCCUCACCAAAGAUAGACGUUGUGACACAUCAUGCCAGCAGUGUAAAUUCAGUCAACUCAAGUAGUAGUAGUACCACAAAACCUAAUGAAAAUCUCAACGGAAGGAGUAGUUCCUUGCUUGACAUAUCUCUCAACUUUAUUGAAUCAACAGAUUCUCUAAAUCAAAUACAACAAGAUGUCAUAGAUAAUCAAAAAUUACACUCCAAAUCAGUGGACCCAUCACCUACUGAUUUGUUGCCCAAGUAUGUCGACAAUAAUCUCUCGAGCAGCAUUCUGACCUGUGGAAGCGAAUUUCAUAAUAAAUGGCCUAUUUUUGACUCGAUAGAGCAAGUGCACCGCUUAUGUGAAGAAGAACAAACCAACGGCACUUCUCAAUCUCGACUUGCUCUUUGUUUACAUUUAAUGGAAAGUGCAUGGCAGGUGGAUCCCAAUAAUGAUAUGAUGUUGCCUCCAGAAGAAAUCAAACGCCAUUCAGGUGUGUUUGAGGAAGUAAUUUCAGCACUUAAAUUGAAUAGCGGAUCAAAAACACCAAGUACAUUAGGGGAAGCCAUGGUUAUGGAGUCAAAAAAGAUGCUAAAAAAGCUGGCUUGUUCAAGUCAAAAUAUGGGUCAACGUGCAGAAGCAGAAGCUCAGUUCUUGCUUGGUAACUGCUAUGGUAUGGGCGCUCUUGGGUGGCCUAUUGAUCAUAAGCAAGCUUUCCGGUGGUAUUUUCAGGCAUCCAAGUAUGGACAUCCUGAAGCUACUUACCGAACUGCAGUCUGUUACGAAUUGGGUCUAGGCACAGCAAGGGACGGUACUCGUGCAUCAACUUUUUAUCGCAAAGCUGCACAUUUGAUGCAUGUACCUAGUAUGUACAAGUUGGGUGUCAUACUGUUGCGAGGAUAUUACGGACAACAGGUAUCAAAGCGUGAAGGUGUUAUUUGGCUCCAGCGUGCUGCUUGUAUUGCUAAUGCUCCCUUAGCGCCUGGAGAAGAAUUAAAAGCGACCACAGUUGCAGGAAAUGGCGGGAUUGCCCUGCCUCAUGCUCUACAUGCACUUGCUAUUGUUCAUCUUACCAAAGAAUGUCAAGAUACAAGUAUGAUUCCAGACCCAAGUUAUGCCAUCAAGUUGUUGCACAAUGCUGCUAGGUUGGAUUAUGCUCCAAGUCAAUCAAAACUAGGGGAAUGCUAUGAAUGUGGUUAUUUUUGUCCUGAGGACGAAGCACAGUCUAUUUAUUGGUAUACACUAGCUGCACAACAAGAUUAUCCCGAGGCUUGCUUAGCUCUGUCAGGCUGGUACUUGACUGGAUCUCUCAAGACAAAUACAUUGAUGCAAUCAGAUCAAGAAGCUUAUCUAUGGGCCCGCAAAGCAGCCAAGCUAUCAAGAUAUCAACACUCAAAAUCAUUGACUGCCAAAGCUUACUUUACAAUAGGUGUUUAUUAUGAACAUGGUAUUGGUACAUCUAGAUCUGUAGAGAUGGCCAAUAGAUGGUACAAGAAAGCUGCUCAAUACAACCAUCCAGAAGCAAUUAAAAUGAUGCUGUAAUUCAUUUAUUUGUAAUUAUCUACUAAAUAAUUUCUUUUAUGUCUACCAUUUCUUUCUUAUGAAUAAACAGU
Messenger RNA from Gilbertella persicaria, 1766 nucleotides. RefSeq lists its product as uncharacterized. Bases 19 to 1695 code for a protein of 558 amino acids. The transcript has a single exon. Lineage: Eukaryota; Fungi; Mucoromycota; Mucoromycetes; Mucorales; Choanephoraceae. Gene Ontology annotation, molecular function: protein binding. The record is from RefSeq and is a predicted model, not a curated record.